Molecule: messenger RNA, 537 nt
Organism: Coregonus sp. 'balchen'
Lineage: Eukaryota; Metazoa; Chordata; Actinopteri; Salmoniformes; Salmonidae
Source: the annotation of a GenBank genome assembly
AUGGUCCCCUCAGACGACAAUACGCCCAAAACAGCGGUUGAAGGACCAACAAUAGAACACUUCGUCACCGCGAAAAGCUACGCAGCCACACAGAACAAAUUGGCCACUCAGACAGAAGUCAGAGACGCGUCUCUAAGUGUCACUGGAGUAGAUCCAGCGAACUUGCCCACGCACGCAACCAGGGACCAGGAAGAGACGUGGUGGACGUUUGGCACGGGCACUCCUGCUGUUGGAGUACAACAGGAAUCGCUGGAAGGAUCUGGGCUGGAUUCUAUCCAAGAGAGCCAAGCUAUGGAUUCUUCUGGAACGAGAGUGACGCUCGCGAAAGCCUCGGCGGCUCCAAACGCAGACCAACAGGCUUUGCGCACAGACUCUACCUCUGACAAAGCCCAGGGUACGUGGGGACUCGUUACCUUUACUGAUGUACAACGUGAUUCGGAUUUAAUAACAGAAGGGUCCUCUCACAUACCGGAGGAGCUGAUUACCAUGGACACGGGGAUGCCUCAGGGAGAACUACACAGUCCUGAGCGCACAUGA